This is a messenger RNA of Chrysochloris asiatica (Cape golden mole), 1659 nucleotides long. It is a transcript of the gene SLC22A12, whose product is annotated as solute carrier family 22 (organic anion/urate transporter), member 12. Bases 1 to 1659 code for a protein of 552 amino acids. NCBI's taxonomy places the organism in Eukaryota, Metazoa, Chordata, Mammalia, Afrosoricida, Chrysochloridae. Gene Ontology annotation, molecular function: transmembrane transporter activity. The transcript is spliced from 10 exons. The record is from RefSeq and is a predicted model, not a curated record. Gene Ontology annotation, biological process: transmembrane transport.
AUGGCGUUUGCUGAACUCCUGGACCGAGUGGGCGGCCUGGACAGGUUUCAGGUUCUCCAGACAGUGGCCCUGGUCAUCCCCAUCAUGUGGCUCACCACCCACGGCAUGCUGGAGAACUUCUCCGGGGCCGUGCCCGGCCAUCGCUGCUGGGUGCCCCUCCUGGACAACAGGACAGCCCAGGCCAGUGCUCCGGAGACUCUGAGCCCCGAGGCCCUGCUGACAGUCUCCAUUCCGCCUGGCCCCAACCAAGAACCCCACCAGUGUCGCCGCUUCCGCUACCCACAGUGGCAGCUCCUGGAACCCAAUGUCACGGUCAACUGGAGUGAGGCCGCCACAGAGCCCUGCAUGGAUGGCUGGGUCUAUGACCACAGCACCUUCACCUCUACCAUCGUAACCCAGUGGGACCUGGUAUGUGAAUCUCAGGCCCUAAAGCCCAUGGCCCAGUCCAUCUACCUGGCCGGGAUCCUGGUGGGAGCUGCCGUGUGUGGGCACACCUCAGACAGGUUUGGGCGCAGGCUGGUGCUGACCUGGAACUACCUGCAGUUGGCCGUGAUGGGCACGGCGGCUGCCUUCACCUCCACCUUCCCUCUGUACUGUCUGCUCCGCUUCCUGCUGGCCUUUGCCUUGGCGGGCAUCAUGAUGAAUACGACCACUCUCUUGACGGAGUGGACAUCAGCACCGGCCCGGCCUUUGGCAAUGACUUUGAACUCCCUGGGCUUCAGUUUUGGCCAUGUCCUAAUGGCCGCUGUGGCUUACGGUGUGCGCCGCUGGACCCUGCUACAGCUGACAGUCUCCGCCCCUUUCUUCCUCAGCUUUGUGUACUCUUGGUGGCUGGCAGAGUCGGCACGCUGGCUCCUCAUCACGGGCAGGGUGACCCGGGGCCUGCAAGAGCUUCAGAAGGUGGCCACCAUCAACGGGAAGAGGGCAGCAGGGGAGGAGCUGACUUUAGAGGUCUUGCUCUCCGCCAUGCAGGAGGAGCUGAACGUGGGCCAGGCUCAGGCAAGCCUGUCUGCCCUAUUCCUCACACCUGGACUUCGCCAUCGGACCUACCUCUCCAUACUGUGCUGGUUUGCUUUUGGCUUCACCUUCUAUGGCCUGGCCCUGGACCUGCAGGCUCUAGGUAGUAACAUCUUCCUGCUCCAAGUCCUUAUUGGGGUGGUGGACAUCCCAGCCAAGAUUGGCACCUUGCUGCUACUGAACCGCCUAGGCCGUCGUCCCUCGCAGGUGGCAUCCCUGGUGCUGGCCGGGCUCUGCAUCCUGGCCAACACGAUGGUGCCCCGUGACAUGGGCGCCCUGCGCUCAGCCCUGGCAGUACUGGGGCUCGGUGGAGUGGGCGCCUCCUUUACUUGUGUCACCGUCUACAGUAACGAGCUUUUUCCCACCGUGCUCAGGAUGACCGCCGUGGGCCUGGGUCAGAUGGCGGCCCGUGGGGGGGCCAUCCUGGGGCCCCUGGUCCGACUGCUGGGUGUGUAUGGCUCCUCACUGCCUCUGCUGGUCUACGGAGCAGUCCCCCUGCUGACCGGACUGGCCGCGCUGCUGCUGCCUGAGACUCGGAAUGUGCCGCUGCCCGACACCAUCCAGGACGUGCAGAGGCAGGCAGAGAAGAAAGCAGCCCACGGCACACAGGGACACCCUGUCCUGAAGUCCACGCAGUUGUAG